This is a messenger RNA of Bombus pascuorum, 1724 nucleotides long. RefSeq names its product unconventional prefoldin RPB5 interactor-like protein (gene uri). Gene Ontology annotation, biological process: negative regulation of transcription by RNA polymerase II; negative regulation of phosphatase activity. The transcript has 6 exons. Bases 402 to 1676 code for a protein of 424 amino acids. NCBI's taxonomy places the organism in Eukaryota, Metazoa, Arthropoda, Insecta, Hymenoptera, Apidae. Gene Ontology annotation, molecular function: phosphatase inhibitor activity; chromatin binding; transcription corepressor activity. The record is from RefSeq and is a predicted model, not a curated record.
UAAUAACUUUUAUACUAUCACUCAUACGGUAACAUCUUCCACAGUGUUACAAAGAUUUUUCAGAUUUGAAUAGGAUUUUCUAGGUUAUGUUUGAAGAAUUAAAGAAUUUGAAAGAAUAUUUUCGAUAAAAGUUAUGGCAAUAUAAACUGAGAUUAAAAUGUGAUUAUGUUAAAUGAUUUAGAUAACUGGACAGAAUAUUUUAUGUAGUCUAUGGAUUUAAAAUUAUUGCAAAAUAUUAGUACUGAUAUUAAUAUACUUGUUAUUAUGUUUUCGUAUAUGUAAUAUCAGAGCUGAUAAUACGAAAAUGAACAGCAUUAUCUUUUGUUUACUGUCAGUAGAGAUUUUUGAUCAUAUUUCCUCGUCUUUGAGAAAUAUUGUUAUUUAACCUUUUUCAUUUAACGAUGAAUUUUGAGAACGAUACGCAGAAAGUUCGACGUUUACUUUUGGAUGAAGCUCUUGUAAAGGGAAUCCAACAAAACGAGAAACAGUGCAAAAUAUGGACAACUUACAAGAAGGGCCAUCAGAAAGUUGCAGAAACGCUGCAAACUUUCCAGAAAGAUUUAUAUGUAAACUGUAUGGUGCCAAUUGGAAAACGAGCACUAAUGAAAGGCAAAUUGAUUCACACAAAUGAAAUACUUGCCUGCUUGGGUGAUGGAUACUUCGCAAAGUAUAGUGCUUCAGGUGCAGCUGCCCUUUGUGAAAGAAGAAUACAAAAAGCUGAAGAAAUGCUAAAGAACUUAAACAAGGAAAGAGAUUUGUAUGAAACUAGGAUGAUGAUGAUAGAAAGCAAUCUUUUUGAAGAUUAUGCUGGUGGAGAAAUUGUGGAAUAUUGGAAUGAAGAUCAAAUUACAGAAUGGAAGAAAAAACAUAGAGAAAGGGAAAGAGAGUAUCAUCAGAAAUUAGCCAAACUUAGGCAGGAAGAGAGGAAAAAGAUAGAGACAGAAGAUGAUUUAUUUAAUAGGCUUGAUCAGCUUGAAAUUGAAGAAGAAUUAGCAGAUGAAUUAAAUAGAUUAGGAGAUGAAGCAUAUGAACUUUUUGGAGUAGAAGAAUUGGAAGAAGGACAAUGCUAUUAUGAAUCUGAAAGUUCCUCUAAUAGCGAAGAAGAAGAAGAAGAAGAAGAAAAAGAAGAUGAUUCUAAGGAAGAUAACAAACAAGUUCCUGAUUCUGAUACAUAUCAACACAAAGUCGAAACUUGUAAAGUUAAGAAAUUGGUUUCAUUCGCAGAACCAGAAGAUCUUUCAAGAAAGGAAAAAGAAAAUUUAAUGAAAGAAAAGGAGAAAGUAUGUGAAGACAUGGUAGAUUUUAAAGAAGAUAUUCUUCGGAUAGAAUUCACUCACUCUAAAAAUAAAUCGGUCACAAAAUCGAAUGAAGAUUCGAUAGAAACACCUGCAGAUAUUUAUAGAUUAUUUUCUAAACCUAAAUCUAUCUUGAAAAGAUCACCAAAUGAUUUGCCUCCUGAGCAGUCUGCUCCACCAGAAUAUAGCACAGAAGACGAGGGUGAAGAAGAUGAGGACACUGUUAAACCUUCAGCUUAUGAAAUUGUAGUGAAAGAUGUCAAAGAGAAGGAUAUGUUAGAAGAUACAAAGGGAGCUUUAGAAAAGAUGGAAAAGAGUAUCAAUACUAGGCCUGUUAGUAAAUUCAAACGAGAGCGUCAACGAAGACAGUCACAUAUAUAGCAUUAAAUAAUUGUUUUGAUUUUUUUUUUCUAUAACAAUUUUUAAAAU